AUGGGACAGAUAACGAGCUGCUGCACGUCGUGCUUCUCUUCGAAGCGGUCACAGUCGUAUGAGCCGCUGCUCUUGGAGAACGAGAGGGAGGCCGUCGCGGAUCUGCUUCAGUACCUAGAGAACCGCACGACGACCAACUUCUUCACCGGCGACCCGCUCUCGGCGUUGACCACCCUUUCAUUUUCGGACAAUGUCGACCUGCAGCGCAGUGCCGCCCUUGCAUUCGCCGAGAUUACGGAGAAGGAGGUCCGGCCUGUUGGUCGCGACACGCUCGACCCCAUCCUUUUCCUUCUCAGUAGCCACGAUACUGAGGUGCAGCGCGCUGCGAGCGCGGCUCUGGGGAACCUUGCCGUGAACACCGACAACAAGCUGCUGAUCGUGAAGCUUGGAGGCCUCGAGCCGCUGAUCCGUCAAAUGCUGAGCCCAAACGUGGAAGUACAGUGCAAUGCUGUCGGCUGCGUUACCAACCUGGCCACGCAUGAUGACAACAAGACCAAGAUCGCCAAGUCCGGCGCCCUCGUCCCAUUGACACGGCUUGCCCGCUCAAAGGACAUGCGCGUUCAACGUAAUGCGACCGGCGCGCUGUUGAACAUGACGCACUCAGACGAGAACCGCCAACAGCUCGUCAACGCCGGCGCGAUCCCCGUCCUGGUCAGCCUGCUCAACUCACCUGACACGGAUGUACAGUACUACUGUACGACCGCCUUGAGCAACAUCGCCGUUGACGGUGCUAACCGCAAGAAGCUUGCCCAGAGCGAGCCCAAGCUCGUCGCAAGCUUGGUUGCCUUGAUGGACAGCCCCAGCCUGAAGGUUCAGUGCCAGGCUGCCCUUGCGUUGCGAAAUCUUGCGAGCGACGAGAAGUACCAACUCGAGAUCGUCAAGUCUGAUGGCUUGACCUCUCUUCUCCGCCUCUUGCAGUCUACCUACCUCCCCUUGAUUCUUUCCUCCGCCGCCUGCGUCCGCAACGUCUCCAUCCACCCGCAGAACGAGUCCCCUAUCAUCGAGUCCGGCUUCCUGCAACCCCUCAUCAACCUCCUGUCGUUCAAGGACAACGAGGAGGUUCAGUGUCACGCUAUCUCCACGCUCCGCAAUCUGGCCGCCAGCUCUGAGAAGAACAAGACGGCUAUCGUCAAGGCGGGCGCUGUACAGUCCAUCAAGGACCUUGUCCUGGACGUCCCGACGAAUGUGCAGAGCGAGAUGACGGCGUGCGUGGCGGUGUUGGCUUUGAGCGACGAGCUUAAGGGCCAGCUCCUCGAGAUGGGUAUCUGCGAAGUGCUCAUCCCGUUGACGGCUUCACCGAGCUCUGAGGUCCAGGGCAACAGUGCAGCCGCGCUUGGCAACUUGUCCUCUAAGGAGAACAAGACCGCCAGCGAUGAUUACUCCGCAUUCAACGAGGUUUGGGACCGACCCGAAGGUGGCAUGCACCAAUACCUCUACCGCUUCCUCACCAGUCCGGAUGCCACCUUCCAGCACAUCGCCGUCUGGACCAUUGUGCAGCUGCUCGACUCCGGCGACCCCCAACUCGUCAGCAACAUCGUCUCCUCCAAUCUCCUCAUCCCGAACAUCAGCCAACUCGCACAGUCGCAGCCCUCGUCCCCGUCAUCGUCGAACGGCACGCCGCGGUCACAUAGCCCUUCGUACACCACCGAGACGGGCGACGGCCAGGGCGAGAUCCAGCUGCUCGCGCGCAGGAUCUUGGACCAUGUGAACGGGGAGGCGGAUAUGGUGUCCGGCAGCGUCGCCGGGAGCCAUAUGCAGGCAGGAUCGUACGUGCCGGGCUCGUCCGUGGCGAGCUCGGUAAGGGACCACGAGGAGCUUCGCCGGAGCGUGCGGGACGCGUUCGGCGCGCCCCGGCGCUAG
Messenger RNA from Schizophyllum commune H4-8, 1860 nucleotides. Its product is annotated as ARM repeat-containing protein. Bases 1 to 1860 code for a protein of 619 amino acids. NCBI's taxonomy places the organism in Eukaryota, Fungi, Basidiomycota, Agaricomycetes, Agaricales, Schizophyllaceae. The record is from RefSeq and is a predicted model, not a curated record. The transcript is spliced from 8 exons. Gene Ontology annotation, molecular function: protein-membrane adaptor activity; protein binding. Gene Ontology annotation, biological process: nucleus-vacuole junction assembly; vacuole inheritance. Gene Ontology annotation, cellular component: fungal-type vacuole membrane.